UCCGGUACAAGAGAACGAGGACACUGUAUCAACAGCAAAAACACAACCAGAGACCAUCGACAGCGAGCUCAGGUAGCUGUUUGUUGGUCAGUCAGAGAUCGACGGAGGCUUUGAAGCACCUGUUGAGACUUUGAAGAUCUAUGGGGAAAGGCCGGGCACCCUGCUGCGCCAAGGUGGGGCUGAACAAGGGCUCCUGGACGCCUGAGGAGGACAUGCGCCUCAUCGCCUACAUUCACAAGUACGGCCACGCUAACUGGCGAGCCCUGCCCAAGCAAGCAGGCUUGCUCCGGUGCGGGAAGAGCUGCCGGCUCCGGUGGAUCAACUACCUCAGCCCGGACCUCAAGCGCGGUAACUUCACCGCCGAGGAGGAGGAGACUCUCAUCAAGCUGCACAACACGCUCGGCAACAAGUGGUCAAAGAUCGCGGCGUGCCUGCCGGGGAGGACGGACAACGAGAUCAAGAACGUCUGGAACACGCACCUCAAGAAGCGGGUGGCGGCCAGCGCCGGCGAGCAGAAGAAGACGGGCGGGGGCAAGAGCAAGAAGAAGGCCACUCGCGUCAACUCGCCGGUGCCGUCAGCGUCGCCUUCCUCGUCAACGACCACGGUGACAACAAACAGCUCGACCGAGCAGAGCAACACGAGCAAGGAAGAAACAGAGCUCGAUAAGAUCGAGAUCCCCACGCUGGACUUCGGCUUCGACUUCGACAUGCUGCUGGACACCGUGCCUGAUACGCACUGCCCGGCCAUGUCGGCGCCGACCUCGUCCUGCUCGUCCGCGUCCCCGCCGUGCGUGGUGGACGACGUCGAGGUCGAGCUGCUCGAUCUGCCGGAGAUCGACAUCGUGCCGGAGCUCUGGAGCAUCAUGGACGACGACGGUGGCGCCGGCGCAUUUGUGGAAGCAGCUCAGGCCCCGUGGACCAAUGCGGCGCCGUACAACGGCGACGGAACAGAGGCGGGCGCCGGCACGACCGACGACUGCAAGGAGUGGUGGUUGGAGGACCUGGAGCGGGAGCUGGGCCUGUGGGGGCCCGUCGAGGACUACCAGUACCAAGCCCUUUCGGGUCUCGUGGGCCGGCCCUCUGCCAGCGUGGACGACUCAGUGUCGUGUUACUUCGAAGCUGGCCCUGGAACCUGAAGCCUACGCUGAACCUGAAGCCUAUGCACGUCGUCCCUGGAACCUGAAGCCUAUGCUGUUCUCACCUCGGAUAUCACGAUGGAUUUAUGAGGCCACUCCAGCCGUUCGAUCCUUAGUAUAGAAAUCAAACAACGCGAUCGAACGGCUACAGCUCAUCAAUGCUAGUUCAAUACACACGUAUGACAACUCCCAGUGUACGAAGACUACACAAAAAGGAGAGAUAGUUAGGCUAGGAUGCACAUAGAGCACAGACAAGAAAAAAGUUGCUUAAAAUAAUUCUUGGAGUUGGACAGGA
Messenger RNA from Lolium perenne, 1431 nucleotides. Its product is annotated as myb-related protein Zm1. NCBI's taxonomy places the organism in Eukaryota, Viridiplantae, Streptophyta, Magnoliopsida, Poales, Poaceae. The record is from RefSeq and is a predicted model, not a curated record.